Tetrahymena thermophila SB210 is the source of this 1227-nucleotide messenger RNA. Its product is annotated as cell surface immobilization antigen. The record is from RefSeq and is a predicted model, not a curated record. The transcript has a single exon. Lineage: Eukaryota; Ciliophora; Oligohymenophorea; Hymenostomatida; Tetrahymenidae.
AUGAAAAAAGAAAUUCUCUCAGUGAUUUUAUUGUUGAUGAUGAUGAUUACUACCAUCUAAGGUGUUUUUUCUGGUUCUUGGAUGACAUGCUAAAAUUCUGCUGGAAAUUGUGUAAAUUGCUAGCCACAAAGUCCAGGUUAUAGUGGAAAGUAUAUAUCUGGAGAUUAUAACACAUGUUAAGUCUAGGAUUGCACAAUAGUUCCUAAUAUAUAUACCUUAGACUGGUGCACUUCGUGUAUUCCUUAUAAUCCUUUCCCUAACAAAACGGGAACUAAAUGCAUAUGGUCAGAUUGUAGUUCAACUCCAAUCUCAGGUAGUUACUCAAAUUAGUGGUGCACAGAUUGUUCUGAUGCAUCAACUCCCUAUGCAAAUAAAGAUAAUACAGGCUGCAAUGCCUAAAACUGUUCAACUACCCCAACAUCAGGUUAAUACACAAAUGAAUGGUGCUCUAGUUGUUCUUCAUCUGUUUAAUAUGCAAGUCCUAAUAACGACUCUUGUGUGGUUAGCAACUGUUCAUUAACGCCAGGCGCAGGAGCAUUUUCUAAUUAGUGGUGCAGUGAUUGUAAUUCUACCAAAAAAAAUGUAAGUACUGAUAAAAACUCUUGUGUUGUUAGCAAUUGCUCUAAAGCACCUAGUUCUGGAUCAUUUUCAAAUUAAUGGUGUAGCGAUUGUCAGCUAUCAACACCGUUUGCUAAUUAACUCAAUACAGCUUGUAUUGAUUAAAAUUGCUAAGCUUAUCCUGGCUUUGGUAAAGUAACAAGCAACUGGUGCUCAGCCUGCUCUUCAAGUGGAUAAUAUGCUAGUUCAGACUCAAAUUCUUGUGUUGUUAGUAACUGUUAAUCUAUGCCAAGCUAAGGAAAAUUUACAAACUAAUGGUGCAGUGACUGCUAACCUUUUACUCCAUAUGCUGAUUCUGAUAAAUCUAAUUGUGUACUUUUAAAUUGUAGCAGCGCUAUAGCCUCAGGAUCUUAUACUGCAAGCUGGUGUUAAGUUUGCUCAUAGGUUGGUGCAUAUCCAAAUUCAAACAAAAGUGGUUGUAUUAUAAGCAACUGCUCUAUUAAUCCUAAGUAAGGUUAAUAUACAAGCUAAUGGUGCAACGAUUGCUAAAGCAGUAGUGUAAAUUCAGAUUUUAAUGGUUGUGGAGGUAUUAUUUAAUUAUAAUCACAUAAAAUCCAUUUACAGUUUAUAUCCAUCUUAUUUGGAUUAUAUGUUAUACUAACUUUAUGA